Messenger RNA from Drosophila persimilis, 2040 nucleotides. RefSeq lists its product as uncharacterized. Lineage: Eukaryota; Metazoa; Arthropoda; Insecta; Diptera; Drosophilidae. The coding region runs from base 19 to 2040 and encodes 673 amino acids. The record is from RefSeq and is a predicted model, not a curated record. The transcript has a single exon.
UUGGUAAAAUCUAAGAAAAUGACUGUCCAGUCAUGUUCGGAAAAGCUGCACCGAAAUCAAAAUCACACAAAAAAUGUUUUGGCAAAAGUACAACAUGCAUUCGGCACAAGAUUCUCAGAGCAGGACCUCAGCAUGGUAGCCGCCCCGCGGCUCGUGGAGAAGUCAGUGUGGAGCUCGCCGCAAAUCGGCGGCUCAGGUGGGGCCCUCAAAGCCCUGGCCAAGAACGUGGCCAACCACCUGGAGCAGCUCAAUCGGGCCACCAUGAAGCGGGUGGUGGCGCAGGUGAUCGCCGAGCGUCACAGCCUCGGCGAGGUAGCCGACUUCAAGGGGCACAUGUACUUCGCCCGGCCGGAUCACAUCAACUUUACCGAGCUUAUUGCCCAGUCCAAAGAGGCUUUUGACGAUCUCGUCCAGCAGAAGGCGACCCCAGGGGUCAUCACGGAGAUGCCCCAGAAGACGAAGACGAAGCCAAAGAUGCUGCCAUACAGGCCCUCAGGCAUGACCCGCUCGUGUGGGGUGGGUCUGACGCGUCUGGAUAAGCUGCUGACCAAUAAGUCGACGCGUUCUAAGAAGCAGCUUCCCCGCAAGGCAUGGUCCUCCACGAUCAAACGAUUCGAGAGCCCCAUAUCUGUCUUUCAUCUGAACGAUGAGGGGAGUCGAAGCCUCAACGGAGUCAUCAUCGAUGAUUCGCACUUGCCUGUCGACCGCAGGGACAUCCUACUGAAGGUUUCCAAGCGUCCACGCGGAGCCUCGCGUGCCUUUAAGAAGAACCGCUCCGUCAAGGGGACACUCUCGGCAAGGACUCAUGAAAAAGACGAGGUCAAGUCCGAGCCGGCAGCAUCGGCUCCCCCAUCGAAGAAGUCGCCGCAGCGAAUCAACACCCAAGGCGACAAGGCUCGGUGUAAGGUUUCAUGGAACUACGAUCUGCCAGCCGGGGCCUCCCAUCAUCCGCCCCCGGCCUCAGCCAGAAGCCACAAGAAGAAGCCGAAGGCCGAAAUUCCGUCGACCAAGCUCCCCUCGAAAAAGGCCAAGUUAACGUCAAAGGUCGGCACGAAGACUCCAUUGCUGCAACGCACCUACUCGAGACCCUGGCUGGUGCGGCGCACCAAGUCGCAUCAUUCGAAGCGCUUAGUUCGCCUGACCGGAGGCUUUGUAAAAGAGAAGUCGCCACAGGAGCCAAAGAUUGAGACGGCCAUCCACGGACAGAGCAAAGUGGACUCCCAUGUGACAAAGCAGAUCAAGAGCGUCGUCUUUCCUUGGUACACGCCGUACCAGUUCAAGGGCGGGGCCGGCACUGGCGCCCCUCAGCAGCGCGUCAAGGGAAAUCGUAAAAAGCCGCUCUCCCGAGGCGUCUCCAAAGGAUCGCCCAACAGGAAGGCGAGACCUCUCGCCAGUCGUACCUCCAUCAAAAAGUCAAUAACCAAGAAGAAACCCCAGAGCAAGGAACUCAUCAAUGCCAAGGUUAAUUUCAAUAUUAAAUCGAAGAACAGGAAGAAGUCACCGGCAGCCACCAUACGAGCAGCCCCAAAGCCCUUGAUCAAGACCAAGACGUUGACCACCAAGCGAUCUCGCUACAAUCGGCUGCAGGCGCGCCUCAUCCGUGAUCUGAAGCGAGAGGAGGCUAUCGACGAGCCGGAGCGCAUCAAGUCCGGCAGCCAGCGACGUCGCAAUGCUGCCAAGCUGCCACAGGACACAGCGGAGGCGAGUGUCGGGAAGUCGCGCACAUCUCCACUGAGCUCCCCGGCCAAGUGCCUCGGCAAACGCCCACCUGCUCCGCUCGCGCUCCCUGCUGGACGUUUGGGUGGAUCUACAGCCCACUCGGGAGUCAAGUCGCAAACUAGCAUUCGUCGCCAACGUUCACGUUUUGUACGCGUGGGCAGCAGCCUGGGCAGCCUUGCAUGCCUGGGUCCGAAACCGACCUCCAACAAUAACUCAAAGACGACGCUCACCCCGGCCAAACGCAACCUGACCAUUGCUUUCUUUAACAAGCGUCUUGAGGAGCGCGGCCAACGCCAGGCAUUGAAACAGCCCUGGAAGUAG